AUGGUGCUGAAAGAAGAGACUCAUCAAUGGAAUGAAAUGGAAGAGAAACAUCAAGACAUAUUGACUGAUGAAAAACCCACACUGACUAAAAAGACUUCAUCACACGGAAGACCUCGGAAAUCCAAAUAUAUGUGUAAUUUCAGCAGUAACCAGUGUAGAAAGAGUUUCAGUCAAAAGCCAAAACUUGAUGUUCACAUGAGAGUUCACAAUAGGGAGAAACUUUACACCUGCAAACAGUGUGGAAAGAGUUUUCCUAAAAUUCAUGGCUUUAAAGCCCACAUGAGAAUUCACAUUGGAGAGAGGCCGUACAAAUGCCAACAGUGUGGAAAGAGUUUUACGCAAAAUAGCAACCUUGAAGUUCACAUGAGAACUCACAAAAAGGGAAGAAUUUUUACUUGCACACAGUGUGGGAAAGAUUUUGCUAAAAAACACAACCUUAACAUCCACAUGAGGAUUCACGCUGGAGAGAAACCUUACACAUGCACAGAAUGUGGUCAAAGUUUCCCAUAUAAAACCACAUUCAAUAGCCACAGGAGAAUUCACACUGGAGAGAAACCUUACAGAUGCACAGAGUGUGGUAAAAGUUUCACACAUAAAAGCACAUUCAAUAACCACAGGAGAAUUCACACUGGAGAGAAACCUUACACAUGCACAGAGUGUGGUAAAAGCUUUACGCAUAAAAACACACUCGAUAACCAUAAGAGAACUCACACUGGAGAGAAACCUUACAGAUGCACUGAUUGUGGUAAACAUUUCCCAUAUAAAAGCACAUUUAAUAACCACAUGAGAACUCACACUGGAGAGAAGCCGUUUGCAUGUGCUCAGUGUGGAAAGAGCUUCAGAGCCAAAGCUAGCCUCAUGAAUCACAUGAAUGGACACACUGGAACCAUAGUGUUCACAUGUGAUCAGUGUGGAAAGAGUCUCACACACAAAGACUCCAUUAAGAACCACAUGAAGACUCAUUCGGUAGAGCGUUUAAGAUGCAGUGAGUGUGGAAAGGGCUUUAAUUGUAAAAGAAGCCUCAGCACUCACAUGAAGCUUCACAAUGGAGAGCAGAGUCCUCAACAUUGAGGCCUUGUCCACACAAACAUGGGUAUAUUCAAAACGGCAGCUUGUUCAUGUAGUUUGGCUGUUCAUUGACAUGGUUUAUUUAUAAACUACUUUUGAGAGGAUCACGUGCUAUGAUUGUCCACAGCUGGUCCUGCAUUAGCUAACACACCAACCAGAUGAUUUCUAAACCACUAUCAAUAACCAAAGUUUCUUAUCUUAGUUAUUUUCCACCUAUCCACACAAGUGGAUAAGUUUAUCUAUCCACACAAGUCCCACAUUGAUAGUAACCUGUUCAGCAGAAUAUAUUGACAGUUCCGAUGUUGUUCUUUUUUUUAGAAAAUACUUCCAAAUCAGGAACACAGGCUCCUAUUCUUGUAACCCCUUAUCUGGGUCUUUAGAUCCAUCAGUAUACAUUUGUGUAUUUUCCAGCUACAAGCUUAUACACAUUUGGCUUAUAGUACCUGAUUCCUCCCAUUCAUUUCUUUUGUCCAAGAUCUCAAGAUUGAUUUCAACUUCAGGUAUUUUCCAUAAGGGGACUUCACUCCAUACUGGGCUUUUAUUACCCACUAUAUUAAAUACUUGGUGUUUUAUUUUAUUUAUUUAUUUUUGCUAUAUUAUGUAUAUUCCAUCCAAAUCCUCUUCCUCUAUUAUUAGUAUACUCUCAACAAUCUAUUAAAGAUUCUUUUACAAUGUUAUCUCCAGCAUAGCUUUUAAUAGAUGACCAAUACGCCUGUGCCAAUUUCUCCCUACUCAGAUAUAAUGGUUAUUAAUUUGUUUCCACAAUCAAAGCAUUAAUCUGUGUUGAUUUUACAGCUCCUAUACACAUUCGAAGUGCUCUAUAUUGGAUCCUAUCUAGUCUUUUUAAAAUGGUCUUUGAUGCUGCCGCAUAUAUUAUACACCCAAAAUUAAGUACCAAUCUUAUUAAAGCCUGAUACACUGUGAGCAUUA
Messenger RNA from Danio rerio (zebrafish), 1998 nucleotides. Lineage: Eukaryota; Metazoa; Chordata; Actinopteri; Cypriniformes; Danionidae. The record is from RefSeq and is a predicted model, not a curated record.